CGGAUCUCCAUCCAUCAAGCGUAUCUUCAUUCGAACCACAUUCUGUUCCUACCACAGGUCCGCAUCGACUCACGCGCCAAUCGAGCCCACCGGAGCGCGAGUCCCGGCCCGGCGAGCCGGCCGCCCUUUCCGAGCUGGCCGCUAAAAUACUCCGAGCCGCCGCUCUCGCGGUCUCACUCACUCACUGCCACGCCACACACUUAAUACUAAACCGAAUGCAAAGCCACGUGCUUAACAACACUAAUUAAUUCACUCCCACUUCCACCUGCAGCGUCACGCCUCCACUAAACAAAGCCACCAGCCAAUUCUCUCUCAGACUCUCACCACUCAACUCUGUCCCUCUCUCUCCACAAUGGAGUGGUUGGUGCUUAGGGUGGCCUGCCAAUAGCCCAAUAGUGGAGGGAGAGAGAUGGGAAAGGGACUAGGGGGAGGAGUGCGCUGCUGCUCCAUGGCCUCUUCUCCUCAGCUCCUCUUCCUGCUCCUCGCUUCGCUUUGCAGUGUGGUGGUGGCGGCGACAGACACGCUGCAGCAGCGGGAGUCGCUGUCGGGGGCGGCGACGCUGGUCUCCUCGCCGUCGGGGGUGUUCGAGGUGGGUUUCUUCCCGCCGGACCCCAAGCUGCCGUCCCGCCUCUACCUCGGCAUCUGGUACCACGGCAUCUCGCCAAGAACCGUCGUCUGGAUCGCGAACCGCGUCGCGCCGGCCACAUCAUCAUCGCCGUCGCUCACGCUCACCGAGACCGGCGAGCUCCGCGUCCUCGACGGCGGGGUGAACGGCUCCGCGCCGCUCCUCUGGUCCUCGAACAUCUCCUCGCCGGCCGCGCCGCGCGGGGGCUAUUCCGCGGUCAUCCGGGACUCGGGGAGCCUCCAGGUGAGUAGCGAGGACGGGCCGCUAUGGGACAGCUUCUGGCACCCGGCGGACACCAUACUGUCCGGGAUGCGCAUCACCGAGCGCACGCAAGGGAGGAGCCCCUCGGAGCUGAUGCGGUUCACGUCGUGGGCAAGCGAGACGGACCCCUCGCCGGGGCGCUACGCGCUCGGCCUCGAUGCCAACUCCGGCCAGGCCUACAUCUGGAGAGACGGCAAUGUUAUCAUCUGGAGGUCGGGACAAUGGACUGGGGUGAAUUUUAUAGGCAUUCCAUGGAGGCCACUCAACAUGAAUGGGUUCAAACAGGGAAAUGAUCCAGUCUUAGGAGGAGUAUACUACACUUACACUGCAACAAACACAUCUCUGCAGAGGUUUGUUGUCCUGCCAAAUGGCACAGACAUCUGCUACAUGGCUAAGAAGUCUCCACAAGAGUGGGAGACUGUCUGGUGGCAACCAUCAAAUGAGUGUGAAUACUAUGCCACAUGUGGUGCAAAUGCAAAAUGUACUGUGGUGCAAGGUAGCAAGGCAAAAUGCACCUGCCUGAAAGGUUUUCAGCCGAAGUUGUUGGAUCAGUGGAAUGCAGGAAACUGGAGUCAAGGUUGCAUCAGGAGCCCACCUUUGGGUUGUCAGGUCAACCAAUCCGGGGAUGGAUUUCUUUCUAUCGGAAACGUAAAGUGGCCUGAUUUCGCGUAUUGGGCAUCCGGUGUGGCAGAUGAGACUGGGUGCAGGACUGCCUGCCAGAACAACUGCUCAUGUGGUGCCUAUGUUUAUGUGACUACAAUAGGGUGUCUAGCCUGGGGUGAUGAACUAAUUGAUAUCCACGAGUUGCCGACUGGGGGAUAUACCCUAAACCUGAAGCUUCCUGCUUCUGAGUUACCAAGAGGACAUCUUGCAACUUGGAAAAUAGCGACAAUAGUAUCUGCUGUGGUGCUAUUUGUUUUGGUAGCUUGCCUCAUUCUGUGGUGGAUGUGGUGGAAGCGUGGCAGAAAUACUAAAGAUGCUGUGCACAUAAGUUGGAGGUCAAGACAUUCAUCUACCCAGUCCCAUCAGGCUACUGCUAUGCUCGAUAUCUCACAGUCGAUUCAUUUUGAUGAUGAAGUGGAGGAUGGAAAAAGUCACGAACUCAAAGUAUACUCCCUGGACUGCAUAAGAGCUGCUACAUGUAAUUUUAGUGACUCCAACAAGCUUGGAGCAGGAGGAUUUGGUCCUGUCUAUAUGGGAAGAUUACCUGGGGGAGAAGAAGUAGCUGUGAAGAGGCUCUGUAGGAAUUCAGGUCAAGGCCUUGAGGAAUUCAAGAACGAGGUCGUACUUAUCGCAAAGUUGCAGCACCGCAAUCUUGUAAGACUACUAGGGUGCUGCAUACAGGGAGAAGAGAAGAUCUUGGUGUAUGAGUACAUGCCUAACAAAAGCCUAGAUGCAUUCCUCUUUAAUCCUGAAAAGCAAGGGCUUGUAGACUGGAGGAAACGGUUUGAUAUAAUUGAAGGUAUUGCUAGAGGGCUGCUAUAUCUCCACCGGGACUCAAGGCUGCGUAUUGUUCACCGUGAUCUCAAGGCCAGCAACAUUCUCCUGGACGCAGACAUGAACCCCAAGAUAUCAGAUUUUGGGAUGGCAAGGAUAUUUGGUGGGGAUCAAAACCAAUUCAACACAAAUCGUGUUGUCGGGACAUUUGGCUACAUGUCUCCUGAAUACGCAAUGGAAGGCAUUUUCUCAAUCAAGUCUGACGUUUACAGCUUUGGAGUCCUGAUCUUCGAGAUCAUCACAGGAAAGAGGGCUGUGAGCUUCCAUGGUCAUCAGGACUCACUGAAUAUUGCAGGAUAUGCAUGGCGGCAAUGGAACGAAGAUAAGGGUGCGGAACUGAUUGAUCCACUGAUAAGAGCAUCGUGCCCAGUUCGACAAGUCUUGAGGUGCAUCCACAUUGCGUUGCUAUGCGUGCAAGAUCAUGCUGAUGAGCGUCCCGACAUCCCUGCCGUCAUCCUUAUGUUGAGCAGCGACAGCUUGAACCUUCCCAACCCGAGGCCGCCUACCCUGAUGCUUCGAGGCCGCGACAUUGAAACAAGCAAAUCAAGUGAGAAUGAGCAGAGCCACUCCAUUGGUACUGUAUCGAUGACACAGUUGCAUGGAAGAUAGAAUAGCAAGAACAAUAUACUGGAAUUGCGAUAUCUUUGUGUCUUUUUUACCCUUUCUGAUGUUGAUAAUAUGCUGUUUGGUGUAGAUUACUUUAUGUUAUUCUUUCUGUUUUUGGGUGUGUGUGUUAGGGGUUGGGUCACUUCAAUUUGUAUGAAAAAAUCGUAGUGACAUUUAGUUUUCCAAAAGGAAAUAUGAGCAGGUGAGUGUAGUACUGUCA
Messenger RNA from Phragmites australis (common reed), 3209 nucleotides. RefSeq names its product G-type lectin S-receptor-like serine/threonine-protein kinase B120. The transcript has 9 exons. The record is from RefSeq and is a predicted model, not a curated record. The coding region runs from base 410 to 2992 and encodes 860 amino acids. Gene Ontology annotation, molecular function: ATP binding; protein serine/threonine kinase activity. NCBI's taxonomy places the organism in Eukaryota, Viridiplantae, Streptophyta, Magnoliopsida, Poales, Poaceae. Gene Ontology annotation, biological process: protein phosphorylation; recognition of pollen.